AAGACUUGACUUUGUGCGUGAUAAUUCUUCCAAUGGCAGAUGACAAAUUGCAGCAAUCAAUGGCAAUCACAUUCAAGAUCACAUGUUUUCAAGUCAAGCCCACAAAUUUGACCAUAGUUUGAAUCAAUCCAUCCAUUCAUAGCAGCGAGAACCAUGCAUCUUGUAAGUAGCAUUCAGUUAUAUAUUCUUCAGACGCAGGAUUCCAUUCCACCCAAAAAUGGCUCCUUUUUGCUCUCUUCCAUUUUUCACCACCACAUAAUCCAAAACCACGAGCGAAUGUAAUCCAAUAGAACAGCUCUGUCACCGCUUCUCUCUUGCUGAGCUUCAAGCAGCCACAAAUGGGUUCAUGCCGAGUUUAAUUGUCAAUGGAGAAGGUCAAUGUCAGGUCUACAAAGCCCACCUCAAAGGCCAUGGAGACGUGAUAUAGAAUUCAGGGUCGAAGUCAAGAUUCUGUGUCAACUACACCACCCAAAUGUUGUUCCUUUGGUUGGUUUCUGUGAUCACAAACAUGACAAGUUUGUUGUGUAUGAUUAUGUCUCCAAUGGAAGCCUCCAUGAUUGUUUGCAUGGCACCAACAAUAACAGUGUUGUUCCCUUGUCAUGGAUACAAAGACUUAACAUCUGCAUCGGGGUGGCUCGUGGACUGCACUACAUUUACUUCGAAACCAAGAUACCUAUCAUACACCGUGCUGUGAAAUCAAGCAACGUUCUUUUGGACCAUAAUUUGGUGCCUAAAGUGGCAGAUUUUGGACUUUGCAAGAAGCACCCACAAGAGGAGUCAAGGCCAAAGCCACCAAGAGUUGAGUUGAGGGAGAACUUGGAGGUUAGUUUGGAAUACAUGGAGCCGGAGUAUUUUAUGACUGGAAGGUUAUCAAACAAAUCAGAUGUGUACUCUUUUGGGGUGGUAAUGUUAGAGAUUUUGUGUAGGAAGAAAGCUUGUUUUUUAACCCCAGGUGGAGAAUGUGAGUACCUUGCUAAGUGGGCCUUUGAUGAUGAAAGGAAGGGGGUUCUUGAGAAGAUUGUUGACCCAUCUCUCAUUGGAAAAAUAGCACCUGCUUGUUGGAAAGUGUUCAUUGAGAUUGUUCAGAGAUGUUUGGCAUCAGUUGAAGAGAGGCCAACGAUGGGUGAAGUGGUAGUGAUUCUUGAAAAUGCAUUUUUGUUGCAAGAGAGAGCAGAUGUGUGAAGGAGUGUGAUGAGCCUAGAACUGAGACACAAAUGACAAAAGCUGAGUGGCAAUGGCAUUAAGAAGAGAAUACGGUUAUUGUUGUAUUUUUCAUGUUUCUUUUCAAUUUUUGUAAUAUUGGUUUGGCAAUGGCAAUGGCAUUUGGAAGAUGAAAAACUCUAAAAUUAACUCUCUAUUUUAAUAGUGGUUACCUCCUUUGUCUCUUGUUAAUAUUAGUCCAUACGAGCCUUUAGCGAAAGUUGUCUUGAAAACAACACUAUGCAUGUACAUUUUACUUAUGAGCGUAUUUGAUU
Messenger RNA from Vigna umbellata (rice bean), 1475 nucleotides. The record is from RefSeq and is a predicted model, not a curated record. Lineage: Eukaryota; Viridiplantae; Streptophyta; Magnoliopsida; Fabales; Fabaceae.